Messenger RNA from Nestor notabilis (Kea), 1322 nucleotides. It is a transcript of the gene SH3KBP1, whose product is annotated as SH3-domain kinase binding protein 1. The transcript is spliced from 12 exons. The record is from RefSeq and is a predicted model, not a curated record. Gene Ontology annotation, molecular function: protein binding. NCBI's taxonomy places the organism in Eukaryota, Metazoa, Chordata, Aves, Psittaciformes, Psittacidae. The annotation marks the transcript as partial.
GAGAGAGAAACAGAAGAAGAAGAUGUCAGGUGGCUUUCAGUUACAUGCCUCAAAAUGAAGAUGAACUGGAAUUAAAAGUUGGUGAUAUCAUUGAAGUUGUGGGAGAGGUAGAAGAGGGCUGGUGGGAAGGUAUACUCAAUGGAAAGACUGGAAUGUUUCCUUCCAACUUCAUAAAAGAACUGUCUGAUUCUGAUGAUGCUGGAAUAGAAGAGCAAGUAAAGCCAAGCCUAAAAGAUGCUACGGGCUCUGAGAGCGAUGGUGGUGACUCUUGCAGCACAAAAUCAGAAGGAGCCAAUGGAGGCACGACAAUCCAACCCAAAAAGGUCAAGGGUGUUGGCUUUGGAGAUAUCUUCAAAGACAAACCUAUAAAGCUACGACCAAGGUCAAUAGAAGUUGAAAAUGACUUUGUCCCACUAGAUAAGAGUGUUGGGAAGAAAUUACCUCCAGCCACAGCAACUCAGGAGCCAACAAAAAUAGAAGUGGACAGCAGAACAAAAACCAAGGAGUAUUGCAAAGUGAUAUUUCCAUAUGAAGCACAGAAUGAUGAUGAACUCACAAUCCGAGAAGGUGAUGUCGUCACACUUAUCAGUAAGGAUUGCAUUGAUGUGGGUUGGUGGGAAGGAGAACUCAAUGGCAGACGAGGUGUGUUUCCAGAUAACUUUGUCAAGCUUCUUCCUUCCGAUUUUGAAAAAGAGAGACCGAAGAAACCACCACCUCCAUCAGCUCCUAUCAUCAAACAAGGAUCAGGUACUACAGAUCGAAAGCAUGAAAUCAGAAAGGUGCCUCCUGAAAGGCCAGAAUGUCUUCCUAAUCGAACAGAAGAAAGAGAAAGAUCAGAGAGAGAGCAAAACCAGUUCGACUUGCAGAAGCCUUCAGUUCCUGCUAUACCUCCGAAGAAACCUCGGCCACCCAAAGCAAACUCUGUGAACAGACCUGGUACCUUACCUCCGAGACGACCAGAAAGACCAGCUGUGCCUGUGACUCAUACAAGGAGUGAUAGUCCAAAAGUGGAAUUAGUGGGCAGUACAGUAUCCAGCACUCUAGAGAAAGACUCCUCUGAAAGAAGCAAUGACAUCGACUUGGAAGGUUUUGACUCUGUAAUACCAAUUGCUGAGAAGCUUAAUCAUCCAACUACAACUAGACCAAAAGCUACUGGCAGGCGACCACCCUCCCAGUCUCUCACGUCUUCAUCCCUUUCAAGCCCUGAUUUCUUUGACUCCCCAAGUCCUGAAGAAGAGAAGGAGGAACAUAUUUCCAUUACUCAGAAAACUAUUGAAGUAUCAAGGAAAUCAAGAACUGUUACAAUAUCACAAGUAAGUUAA